Messenger RNA from Hemibagrus wyckioides, 2672 nucleotides. It is a transcript of the gene elp2, whose product is annotated as elongator acetyltransferase complex subunit 2. Gene Ontology annotation, molecular function: protein binding. Bases 14 to 2488 code for a protein of 824 amino acids. Gene Ontology annotation, cellular component: elongator holoenzyme complex. The record is from RefSeq and is a predicted model, not a curated record. The transcript has 22 exons. NCBI's taxonomy places the organism in Eukaryota, Metazoa, Chordata, Actinopteri, Siluriformes, Bagridae. Gene Ontology annotation, biological process: tRNA wobble uridine modification.
ACUGACAGCAAAGAUGGCGCCCCCCGUAAUGACAACAUGCCAUGUAGCGUGUUGUGCAAACCGGACCCCACACGUUCUCUCCUGGAGCCGCAGGGAUUUAAUCGCCUUUGGAUCGUGUAAUUCAGUCGCUCUCUAUGAUCCACAGGAGGUGAGAGUGGUGGAGCUGCUGAAUAAGCACAGUGGCAGGGUGAACACAGUGCGCUGGAUUUACAGGGAGGAUUGCGGUGUGGAGACACAGCUGGUUUCAGGAGGCUCUGACAGUAAUGUUAUCUUGUGGGAGGAGCAGCAUGGUCAGUUUGCUGCGUCCGCAGUGUGUUCAGGACACUCGGGUCCUGUGUGUGCUGUGGACGCCGUACAGCUGUCUUCCUCUGACUCGCUGCUCGUCUCUACAGCAUCAGACUCCACCGUUAAACUCUGGAUGUACAGCAGCGGGAAAGCUGAAUGCCUCCAGACGUUAUCUUUUGGGAGCGGCUUCAUGAUGGAUGUCUCCAUAGCGCUGUUGCCAGGCAGCAGAGUGCCCAUCCUAGCGUGUGGAGGGGACGACAGCAAAAUCCAUCUGUUUGUACAGAUCAGUGGGCAGUUUCAGAAAGUGCUCACGCUUCAAGGCCAUGAGGACUGGGUCCGUGGUGUGGAAUGGGCAGCAAAGGAUGGGGAGUUACUUUUGGCCAGUUGCUCUCAGGACUGUCUGAUCCGGGUGUGGAGGCUGGUGGUUAAAUGCGACACACCCUCAGACGAGCCUGCUGAAGGAAUCAUCAGGAUGAAGGAGGAUGUGUUUGAGGUGAAGGGGAAAAUGUAUGCAGUGAGUCUUGAGACCGUUUUAGCCGGCCAUGAGAACUGGGUGUAUGGGAUCCACUGGCAGCCGUCAUUCAGGAAAGGCGGCACAGUGGAACAGCCUCUGAGUCUGCUUUCUGCCUCUAUGGACAAGACCAUGAUCCUCUGGGGGCCAGAGGAGGCGUCAGGUGUGUGGGUGGAGCAGGUGCGUGUCGGAGAAGUGGGAGGAAACACGCUAGGCUUCUUGGGCUGUCAGAUGGGGCCCGAUGGCUCCAAGAUUCUGGCUCACGCCUUCCACGGAGCACUGCACCUCUGGCAGAGAGACCCAGACCAGCAGAGUGAAUGGAGUCCCGCAGUGGUGGUGUCCGGCCACUUUAAUGCAGUGCAGGACUUAAGCUGGGAUCCAGAGGGAGAAUUUCUCCUCAGCGUAGGCUCAGACCAGACUACCAGAGUCUUCGCUCCAUGGAGAAGGAAAGACCGCUCACAGGUCACCUGGCAUGAGAUCUCCAGGCCUCAGAUCCACGGCUAUGACAUGCAGUGCCUGGCCAUGAUCGGCCGAUUCCAGUUCGUCUCUGGAGCGGAUGAAAAAGUGCUGCGUGUGUUUAAGGCUCCACGUAACUUCGUAGAGAACUUUGCCAACAUAGUGGGCACGUCUCUGGAGAAACUCUUGGCUUCACACGAUGCUGAAGAUCUAGCAGAAGGAGCCAGCACACCAGCACUUGGUCUCUCUAAUAAGGCCGUGUAUCAAGGUGAUCUUACGAUUCGGAGCACUCCGGAGGAAAGGGAAGAUUUCAACAACGUCUCUGACCAGUACAAGGAGUUUUACUUCCAGCCUCUCUGUCUAACAGAACCCCCUCCUGAGGAUCACCUUCUCCAGAACACGUUGUGGCCUGAGGUCCAGAAGCUGUAUGGUCAUGGUUUUGAGAUGUUCUGUCUGGCUUCAGACGCUGCACGAACAGUGGUCGCCUCAGCGUGUAAGGCAUCUAAAGCAGAGCAUGCUGCUAUCCUGUUGUGGAGCGUCUCCACCUGGAAACAGCUACAAGCUCUCCCCUGCCACAGUCUGACUGUCACUCAGAUGGCCUUCUCCCCAGACUCACGCCUGCUCCUCGCUGUGUCCCGAGAUCGAACGUGGUCAUUGUGGAGACGGGACGACUGCGGACCCGAUGCGUCAGAACCCAGAUUCUCGCUCUACACACACACCAGUAAGGACUCAGCAGUGCACACACGCAUCAUCUGGUCAUGUGACUGGAGCCUGGACAAUAAAUACUUCGUGACAGCGAGUCGGGAUAAGAAGGUGAUCAUGUGGGGUCACCGUGGCUCUGGAGAUCCAGUUGGCAUGAAUGACAGUGCAGUUGUUCCCUGUUCAUCUGUUCUGGAUGUCGGAGAUUCAGCCACUGCUGUGGCUAUCUGCCCUUUCCUUCUCUCUGACCAAAGCUACCUCAUAGCGGUGGGUCUGGAGAGCGGACAGAUUGUUCUGUAUAAAUGGAGGCCAGUGGACGAUCUGUCUUCAGGAUCAGACUGGAGCAGGUGUGAUGAAAGCGAUGUCUCUCAAAGUCACACACUGGUGGUGAAGAGACUGCGCUGGAGGCCCCGAGUCUGUCAACAGGAUCAGAGUGAUGGCUUGGACAAAAACCAGCAACACACCUCAGUCCAGUUAGCCAGCGCUGGAGCGGACCACAUCAUCAAAAUCUUCAACAUCAACACACUGACUCUGUAGAAGUGUCUUACCUAAUGCUCCAUCCAGACCCUGCACCAUCUAGGGGUGCAUCAGAUCCAUGCUGGACCGUGUGAAGGGCUUGCUCAGAAGAUUUGGAUAUUUGUACUUAUUACACUAUAAAACCAAAAUGUUGUGCUAUUUAUCUGGAAACUUCUCUGAAUAAAUGAUUCAUUUUCUAACGAAA